AUGGCUGCAGCCAUUAAUCCAGGAGUCACCUGCCAACGUGGGGAGGGCAUUUGGAUUCUCAUGAGAACAACUAUGGGCUACCUGGAGACAGGCAGGACACAAGGCAGGACAGGAGGAAGAAGGCUACAAGGGGCCCAGAGUCGGUGGAUGGGGGCCUGUGCAAGGCGCCGGAUUGGGACCCUGGAGCCUGGCAUCCUAGCAGGUGCAGUGUGGGGGUCCCGGCCACAGGUGCAACUGGAGGCUCAAGAACAACGGGCAGGCGUGGCCUCCAGGGGCGCCGGGGGCGGACAAAAGAGCGAUUUAAAAAAGGGUGAUGUUGAGAAGGGCAAGAAGAUUUUUGUUCAGAAGUGUGCCCAGUGCCAUGCCGUGGAAAAGAGAGGCAAGCACAAGACUGGGCCAAAUCUCCAUGGUUUAUUUGGCCGAAAGACCGGCCAGGCUCCUGGAUUUUCUUACACGGAUGCCAACAAGAACAAGAAUAAAGGCAUCGCCUGGGGAGAGGAGACACUGAUGGAGUAUUUGGAGAAUCCCAAGAAGUACAUCCUUGCAGAAAUGAUCUUCACUGGCAUUAAGAAGACAGGGGAAAGAACAGACUUGAUAGCUUAUCUCAAAAAAUCUACUAAGGAGUAAUAGUUGGCCAUUGCCUUAUUUAUUGCAAAACAAAAA
Lutra lutra (Eurasian river otter) is the source of this 663-nucleotide messenger RNA. Its product is annotated as cytochrome c homolog. Gene Ontology annotation, molecular function: electron transfer activity; heme binding. The record is from RefSeq and is a predicted model, not a curated record. Gene Ontology annotation, biological process: mitochondrial electron transport, cytochrome c to oxygen; mitochondrial electron transport, ubiquinol to cytochrome c. Gene Ontology annotation, cellular component: mitochondrial intermembrane space. Lineage: Eukaryota; Metazoa; Chordata; Mammalia; Carnivora; Mustelidae.